Messenger RNA from Sinocyclocheilus rhinocerous, 559 nucleotides. Its product is annotated as parvalbumin beta-like. NCBI's taxonomy places the organism in Eukaryota, Metazoa, Chordata, Actinopteri, Cypriniformes, Cyprinidae. The coding region runs from base 158 to 559 and encodes 133 amino acids. The record is from RefSeq and is a predicted model, not a curated record. The transcript has 7 exons. Gene Ontology annotation, molecular function: calcium ion binding. Gene Ontology annotation, cellular component: cytoplasm.
CGGUAUUCGAACAUAUCCCAUGGUGGUAGUAUUCUGUUAUCUUGUACCAGAACUGCAGAAGAGGGUCUCUGUGUCUUCAUUGCUGCUGAGGAUACAUCUGAGGAGGAGCACACAUCACUUCCACAACGCGGCCAACGUACUUAGUUUUUGAAGAAACAUGGCACUCGCAGGACACCUGAAGCAAGAUGACAUUGCAGCAGCUAUCCAGGCUUGUCAAGCACCGGGGACUUUCAACUACAAGACGUUCUUUGAAAAAGUGGGGCUGAUAGGUAAAGCUACUUCAGAUGGGGAGAAGGUGUUCAAGGCCCUGGACCAGGACAAGAGUGGAUUUAUUGAAAAAGAGGAGCUGAAACGCUUCCUCCAGAACUUCUGCUCUAAGGCCAGAGAGCUCACAGAGGCCGAGACCAACAGUCUCUUGGCAGCUGGGGACAGUGACGGAGACGGCAAAAUUGGGAUGGAAGACAAGCGCAAGCACACGGACAGGGCCUGUGGAGUAUGUUGUGUUGGUGACGGGGAGCAUCAGGAGGCAUCUGUGCUUCGCUGUGGAAGCAGAGGCUAA